AUCUCCAUGUGCAUACCGCUAUAUAAUCAUAUUCCGCUUUCUAUAUUCUUAUCCAAUUUAGUUAUUCAUUCACUCUCUUAUUAUAUAUAUUCACCUUCACAAAAACUCUCCACUAUCAUCUUUCUCGUUAAAUUCUUAAAAACUGUUAUGGAGUUGAUUUCUGGUUUACCGGAAGACAUAGCACGAGACUGUUUGAUUCGAAUUUCGUAUCAUCAGUUUCCGGCUGUAGCCUCUGUGAGCAAAGGCUGGAAAACGGAGAUUCAGAUGUCGGAGUUUCGCCGGUUAAGGAAGAGUAUGGGACAUGCACAGAAAAUCCUCAUCACGGUUCAGUCCAAGUUCGAUUCAGAAAAAAGUAAAACCAGUUCACUGGGAAAGGGUGUUAUGGCCAUGACGAACCCGGUUUAUAAGCUGAGUGUUUUGGAAACUGAAACGGGUGUUUGGAGCGAGUUACCAUUGGGACCCGAGUUAUGUGACGGGUUACCCUUAUUCUGUCAAAUAGCUGGUGUCGGGUAUGAUUUAGUUGUUAUGGGCGGGUGGGCACCCGACUCAUGGAAAGCCUCAAAUUCGGUUUUUAUUUAUAACUUUUUAUCUGGUAUGUGGCGCCGUGGGGCCGAUAUGCCUGGCAGGCCACGCACCUUUUUUUCUUGUGCGUCGGAUCAUGAUCGUAUGAUCUACGUGGCAGGAGGACACGAUGAAGAGAAAAAUGCAUUGAAGUCGGUUUUUGCUUAUGACGUGGCAAGUGAUACGUGGAUGCCGCUUCCUGACAUGGCAAAAGAACGUGACGAAUGCAAGGUUGUGUUCUCUUCCGGAGCAUUUGGAUGUUCCGGGAGGAUUAGAGUUGUCGGUGGAUACCAUACAGAAAUGCAGGGACGAUUUGAACGGAGUGCGGAGGAGUUUGAUAUUGCCACGUGGAAGUGGGGUCCAGUGGUGGAGGAUUUUUUAGAUGAUGCCACGUGCCCGAGGACUUGUGUGGAGAGUUGUGAUAUGGAUGGGAGAAUGUAUAUGUGUAAAAGUGAUGACGUGGUGGUAUUGGAAGGUGACACGUGGAAGAAAGUGGCGAAGGUGCCAAGUGAAAUAAAAAAUAUUGCGUGUUUAGGAGCUUGUGAUGGAGAGUUAUUGUUGAUUGGGUCAAGUGGAUUUGGGAAACCUUGUAUGGGUUUUAUGUUGGGUUUGAAGAGUGGCGUUUGGACUACAUUCGAAUGCCCAAAAAACUAUUCUGGACAUGUUCAGUCUAGUUGUCUUUUGGAGAUUUAGCUUUGUUUAAUGAUAUAUAUUAAUGUAAAAAUGAUGAACAAUUUUGUUUUCUUUGGUUUGGAUACUUGGCUCUAGAAUUUAGAGAAAUUUUAUCUCUUCUAUGUUCUAUGAACGAUUUAUGUGUAUGUGUACAGAAUUUUUUAUAGAGUAAAGUUUAUAUUA
Molecule: messenger RNA, 1416 nt
Organism: Lathyrus oleraceus (garden pea)
Lineage: Eukaryota; Viridiplantae; Streptophyta; Magnoliopsida; Fabales; Fabaceae
Product: F-box/kelch-repeat protein At1g80440
Exons: 1
Coding region: 7-1254 (415 amino acids)
Biological process (GO): regulation of phenylpropanoid metabolic process; negative regulation of cytokinin-activated signaling pathway
Molecular function (GO): protein binding
Source: RefSeq, a predicted model, not a curated record